AUGAAACAAACCAAAAAUGACAUUAUCAUUGCCCAAGUGUAUGUUGAUGACAUUGUGUCUGGUUCCACCUCUAAAUAUCUUGUCAAAGAAUUUCAAUCUGUCAUGGAAAGUGAAUUUGAAAUGAGCAUGUGUGGUGAACUAACAUUUUUUCUUGGAUUGCAAGUAAAGCAAAUAGACACAGGUUUAUUUCUCUCUCAAUCAAAAUACGCUGAGAACCUGAUCAAGAAAUUCGGUCUUGCUUCCAAGAAGACAGUGACCAACCCCAUGAGUACAACUGCCAAGUUGAGCGAAGAUCAUGAAGGAAAAUCAAUUGAUCCUACCCUCUAUCGAAGUAUGAUCGGGAGUUUGCUCUAUCUCACUGCAAGCAGACCUGACAUCUCUUACAGUGUGGGCGUGUGUGCUCGAUUUCAAGCAAACCCCAAAGAAUCUCACAUGGAUGCUGUCAAAAGAAUAAUCCGCUAUGUGGCAGGUACAGUUAAUUGUGGCAUUUUCUAUACCUUCGAUACUAAUGUAGAAAUUGCAGGCUAUUCUGAUGCUGACUGGGGAGGAAAUUUAAAGGAUCGGAAAAGCACUUCAGGGGGAUGCUUCUUCAUUGGCAACAAUCUAGUUGCCUGGCAUAGCAAGAAACAAAACUGCAUCUCCUUGUCUACUGCAGAAGCUGAGUAUGUUGCAGCUGGCAGUUGCUGCACGCAAAUGCUUUGGAUGAAGCAAAUGCUUCAUGAUUAUGGCUUUUCUCAAGGCAACGUUGUUAUGCACGGCACUUAUAAACUUUAUGUGGUGGCAUGUUUCUUGGUUAUUGACAAAGAGAGUCUUAGUAUUGUAGGAGAACUGGCUAAAUUGCUCAAAUAA
Rosa rugosa (rugosa rose) is the source of this 849-nucleotide messenger RNA. RefSeq lists its product as uncharacterized. The transcript has 2 exons. Bases 1 to 849 code for a protein of 282 amino acids. The record is from RefSeq and is a predicted model, not a curated record. NCBI's taxonomy places the organism in Eukaryota, Viridiplantae, Streptophyta, Magnoliopsida, Rosales, Rosaceae.